ACUCAUCACAGUAUGGGGAAGAGGAAGACUAAAUCCAAAACCAGUGACGACCGGAGAAAGAAGCUCAAACAAGAUGCAGAUUCUCAACUAGACAAUGGAGUCUUCUCUGAAAGUGUGCAUCAAGGUCCUGAUUUAGACAUAGAUCAAGAGGCAGAUUGGGAAACGGCCGAGCAGAGCUAUGAAUUAAAGCCCAGAUCAGCUAAACACAAAGACGUAGUGGAAGGUUUGCCAAUCAAGCGACUGGAUGGUACAGUGGAAAGAACGCAAAGAGAGCAAACAGUUCCUGAAUCUGAUGACGAAGAGCAAGAGUUACAAGCUCCAGCACAACCUGAGGAAAAGGAAGAAAGUGAAGAUGAAUUUAACGACUCGAGUCUUUCACCACGGGAAAGAUUGGUUAAGAUCAAGGAGGAAGUAGCAGAGUUGGCAGCUCGGUUAAUGGAGGACCCAGAAGAAAAUACUGCCUGCUUGACGAGACUCAGAAAAAUGUCUAAAUCGAAGAACUUUGUGGUUAGUCAAUUGGCUAUCAUUUCGUUGGUUCCUGUGUUCAAGAGUUUGGCACCUGGGUAUAAAAUUCGACAAUUGACGGAUGCAGAGAAGAGAGAAAAGGUCAGUAAGGAAGUUGCCAGGUUGAGACAAUUUGAACAAUCGUUGAUAUACAAUUAUAAAUUGUUCGUUGACCAUUUAGGUGACUUAGGAAGGAUCACUAGGCUGAACUCCAUGAAUAAUAAGAAUAUCACAGAAAAUCAAGUGAAGCUUGGACAGUUAGCAUUGAAAGUCUGCUGUGAAAUGGCUUCUUCGGCCUUGAAGUUUUUCAACAACCGUAACGAGUUAUUGACAAUUAUUGUCAAGAGAUUGAACAAGAAGCCACAAGAUAUAGAAGACCACAGAGUUUUUACCAAGUGCAUCAGGUUAUUGGAACUGUUACUUGCUGAAGAUAAAGAACACGGAGAAUUAUCUCACGAUUUGACUAAUAUCUUAUGUAAAACAAUUACUGAAAAGAAGUAUAGAGUCGAUGAGUCGGUGCUCAAUAUCUUUUUAUCAUUAUCAGUAUUGGAUGAUUACAACCCUUCGGAGGGAGGCAGAAGGUCGGCUCCAAAGCUCAAGAAGAAGGACAGGGUUCAUUUGUCUAAGAAGCAACGAAAAUCUAGGAAGGAAAUGAAGGAAAUUGAGGAAGAAUUGGAAAAGGCUAAACAGACCAUUACCGCUGAAGAAAGAGAAAAGUUCCAGGCGAAGAUUUUGCAGAGGUUAUUGAAGUUAUAUUUGGAGAUCUUAAAGGUAGGUGCCUCCUCAGUGGAUGAAAAGAAUGACGCAGGUCUCUUAAUGGCAGCUGUGCUUGAAGGGUUAUCUAAAUUUGGGAAAAUGGCCAAUUUUGACUUGUUGGGUGAUUUUUUGGAAGUUUUACGGGAAAUAAUGACGGAUAUUGUGAGUAGCAAUUCUUUGACCAACGAAGACGAUGCAGACGAAAUAUACGAAGAAGGCGAAUGUGGUCUCUUCGAUUCAAGACAAAUAAGAACCAUCUUGCUUUGUAUCAUGACGUCUUUCCAACUUACAUUAAAUCAUCUUACAGUCGGUAAAUUGCCUAUAUCUAUAGAUUUGUCCCGGUUUGUUUCAACCAUGUACCUUAUUUUAUCUGAUUUGGCAUUGGACUGUGAGCUCGAGUUUAGUUCCAAGUCUUUAAGACUAUUGGACCCAUUGUCAAACUCUGAGAAUCUUGAGAAGCCAUCUGUGAACGUUUCGACGAAGUCAGAGUUGCUUCUUAAUUGUCUUGACUCAAUUUUUUUCCGGUCUAGAAAUGGAAGUGUAUCAAGAAGCGUGAGUUUUACUAAACGGCUCUACUUAUCUAUCCUUCAUACACCAGAAAAGACGUCUUUGGCUACCCUCAAGUUCAUUGGAAAGCUUGUCAAUAAGUAUGGUGAGAGUUUGAAAGGCUUAUGGAACACAGAAGAGAGAAUCAGUGGCGAAGGUUCAUACCAGCUUGGAAUUGAAAUACAGAGAGAGGUGGAGUUAGAAAGAUGUAACUCAUCAGCCGCUACUCUUUGGGAAAAUGUGUUAUUGGAUAAGCAUUAUUCACCCAUGGUGCGAGAUGGAGCUCGAUCGCUUAUGAAACUUAGUAAAGUCAACGAUCGGAAGGUGUAGGAAGUGAACAGAAUAAUACCAGAAGACGAGACAAUUUGACGUAAGAAGCAUCAGAUGUAUAUAAAUGUGUAGUCAACAUUAUAAUCAUAUAGUAUGAUACAUCACAUAGAGGGAAUUUUGUCACAUCGUAUACAUCAUAUAAACAAUAGUGAAAAAGUACGAGAGUCAAGAGGUAUGGAUAACUAUAGAUAUGGAACUAUAUAGGGAAGAAAAGGAAGUAUUUGCUUCAAUUGCCCAUCUCAGGUUGUAAACCCUUGUGGCUUAAUGUGGCAUCACAGCAUAUGUACUCUAUAAAAUCAGAUUACCAGCAAACUCUUUUGCUUUCGACUUCACAAGUCCUUUGUACAUGAUCCGUACACAAUAAUAUCCUUAUCAUGAUACUCAUCACCUUCUCUUAAACAGACUUCAAUUCUUUUGAACAUCGUUAAGUGGCUACUUGAUGUCGCAACCAUUAUC
This is a messenger RNA of Yamadazyma tenuis ATCC 10573, 2592 nucleotides long. RefSeq lists its product as uncharacterized. Gene Ontology annotation, cellular component: nucleolus. Gene Ontology annotation, biological process: DNA replication initiation. NCBI's taxonomy places the organism in Eukaryota, Fungi, Ascomycota, Pichiomycetes, Serinales, Debaryomycetaceae. The record is from RefSeq and is a predicted model, not a curated record. Gene Ontology annotation, molecular function: chromatin binding.